CCAUCAAGAGUGUCCGUCGUACAACGUGAGGCUAUUCUCAACUUCAUUGUUUGCCGAUUUCCCCAUAUACCCGCUGCCUAUGACCUUCUAUGUAUUAUUAUCGAUGAGGCUGCUUCAAGCAUCUACUCUCCGAUCGCUGACCAAAAGUCCUUAUUUUCAGUUAAAACUACCUCUUACAUUUCCGCAUCUGACAUUUCAACGUAUAGCCCCAUCCCUCGUGACUACGACUCGCUGACAAAUAUUUGCCGUUCUGAUAAUGAUUUGCAAACUGCCUUAAAUAUUGAUGAGCAAAAUAGAAUUUCUUCUAAGUUUUCUUUGAUCUCCGCAAACUGUGGUCCCAUAACCCUAAACACUUAUCCCGUAUCUGAGUCUACAGUUGAUAAAGCUGAUCUUGACUAUGAACAACAGCCUGUCGGAACUAUUUUUACAACCGAUAGUGAUAAUAACACGGAAUCCGGGUUUUCUAUCCCCUAUAGGAGUGGCCAAAAUAGUAGGAUCAACAAGAAUAUCGAACUGCAAAAUUCUGGAUCUCCUUUGGGGCUUGCGCAAGGGACUCAAUGGAUAGCAGAUUAUGAAGCAGCGGAGCGUUGGCGAUCUGCUUCUACUCAGAUCCUGCGUAAUCUUCUACCUCAGCUAGCCAGAGGUACGGCCAGGAUUGACUCUCGACAAGCUCUUGAUGCUCUUCUUCGAGUUUUUGCUCGUCUUUCUGGGCACUGGUCUGUACCGUCACCUGAGAAUGAUAGUGAGUUUGGCAAAACUAAAGAUUCAUCUAAAAAGAAGCACCUUUUACAAAGCAGAAACCAGCAUUGUGUACGAUUGCGACCUUCGCUCUGUAUCUUUCCUCAAAAAGAUACCAGAGCAAGUGUCAUCCCUUCUGCCGAUUUGUACAGUCCUGAUUCAACAGAACAUCCGUUGGAAGCUACUGGCUCAGAAGUAGAGGCGAUGAAGCCUAGCAAACACAAGAAAGCGCAUGAUAUUUAUGAGGAUGAGGCAAAAGGAAAACGAGAUGGGGAGAAUAAUAAGGAAGCAAAGACAGCACAAUCGGAGCAAAAGUGUGAUAUGAGGAAAGGAUAUCUUGAAAAGUUAUUGGUUACAGAUAAUCCGCCUGAGAAGAAAGAGGAAUAUUGCAAAGAUGAAGACCGCGAUGAGCUGACUGAUGAUUCAGACGCCUUGGAUGAGGCGGAAUUGCACGAAUGCCUUUCACCAGCUGUGCCCGAUGAAGAAGCAGAUCUUGAGGAUGGGGCGGCCACUAAAUAUGUGUCCUGUACACAAUACCAGGGCCCCAGUCCCAGUCAGAGCUGGACGUUGGACUCUCUCUUGACUCGGGUUGUGGACAUUAUGCUUAUGGACCCACUUCGUUCGUCACCCCCAGUUCAAACAAAUGGUGUAAGCUAUGUCAUAUUUCUAAUCCAGAUCUCCAAAGAAAUGUCUCUUGCUUAA
Messenger RNA from Protopolystoma xenopodis, 1440 nucleotides. Lineage: Eukaryota; Metazoa; Platyhelminthes; Monogenea; Polystomatidea; Polystomatidae. The record is from the annotation of a GenBank genome assembly.